GUCAUGUAUCAUUUUCUGUGUUCACUAUUCACUCUCACUCCCGUUAAUAUGUAGCAGCAUCUCAAGUGAAGGCUCUAUGAAGUGAAGCUGCUAUUUUGAGACUUGUCACUUACCUGCAGCAUGGUCAUCGUGCUUACCCGUACCUUCCACGGAUUAGUCUUGGGGGUAAACAAACACUCCUCCUACCGUGUGAAACCUGCAUCUUGUCUCCCAUCAACUAUACCCCUUUUUCCAUUCGCAUAUACACAAAUAACACAACAGACAAAAUGCCGCGCAGCGUCUCUGAGAGUGCAACCCAUCUAGGCGACGUGAAGCUAAUCAAGCGUGAAGACAGUGAGUUGAAAGAAGGCGAGAUUGGUCACUCCUCGCCUUCAGUACUCGUGAAUGAUUUUGACCGCAUAAGUGUCGCCCCAGGCGGUAGUGCGCUGCAUACUCAACUUCAACUUGCUUCUUACGAGUACGAAACGCUUAAGCAGCGCUAUCGAAAGCUUUCAACAAGGCAUGAGGAGCUGAGUAAGCUUUGUUCGGCAUACAGAGAUGUCAUCUGCGGCUUCUCGACUGGCGAAGAGCAAGCAGCUAGCAUUAAGCAACUACGUGCUGAGGCUGGCCGCAGGGGCAUGCGCGCCAAAGCCCUCGAAGCUGAUGUGCUUAAGCCAAUCAUCCGAGAAGCAGGAGGACUGCAAGCGCUCGUGUCGCAAAUGCAGUCUAUUCGGUCACUGAUCGAGAGGGUCGGUGGCCUUCCGGAGCUUGAAGAGCUGGUCUCGGAUGUGAACUUAUUCCGCAUUGGCUUAGAUGAGGUCGGGAGCCUCCAAGGUCUAUACAGCCUCAUCGCCGAAGUUAAGAAUUUACGAGAGCAGCAGCUCGCGUUUCGAGAGACGAAAGCCAGGAUCGAUGGUCCCGAUGGACUCGCUGUAAAGGCGGCAAAGUAUGACAGGCUUGUGCAGGCUUUCAGUGCUGUCCAAGCUACAGAGGAACACACCGCUCCAGCUAGGACCGCAACGAUUAACCCUGCACGAGCGACUCUCAUUGCUUCUGUACCACUCGAUAUGGACCCAUAUCGUGAUCUGUAUGAAGCUCCUCGGGUCGGGAAGCCACGUAACAAAACCGGUUCAAACAAUAUCCCUUUGGGACCUGCACGCGUACACGGACGAACAGCCAGUCAGAUUGAUGAACAACCAUCGUUAAAGCGAGAACCGCUAGAAAAUAUGGAGGAAAUCAUCAGCAAGCGCCCUCGAGUCGACCUUGAACGUUUCUCCACUCAGAUAAAAAGGUCCAUGCCAUCGUUUCAUAUACAAAAGCCAUCAUAUGAUCGUCACAAGCAGCCACCUGAACAUGAAGUACCACGUUCUCAAUCAAAACCGACAGUCAAACUAAAUGACCUCUGCAGUACGGAGGUACAAAGUCCUUGUGCAAAAAAUCAACAGUCUGGUGUUUCGCCCCUCUUAGCUGUCGCUGCUGAGAGCAUUAAUCUACCCAAAUCUAUGAUAGUCGACCGUUACCCGAUUGCCCUUUGGACAGGUGACGCUGACCCUCAUGCUCCGGAACGGCCUGGACAGAUGAAAAAGAGCGGUGAUAUUCCUGGGAAGCUAGGCAAGUUUCUGGCCAGUGAGCUUUCCAAAUACAUCACCGGUGCGGUCGGUCAGCUCUUCGACACGAUGCCGCCGAACCGGGACACAUGCAUACUCCGAUACAUUCUGGAUAGUCAUAGAUCUUCAGGGCAACCGCAGGCGCGCAAGGCUUGCCCUUUGUGCUCAUCAACAUGGGUUAGGCAUCACCGUCCAUGCGCUUUGCUCCUCGAGGUCGAUGGUAUUCGCACCGUGGUAUUCAUGCCACUUCCUGGUAGGCCUGGUGAGCAUACACACUGGACCGAGAAGAACCACUGGGUAAAGGGUACUGAAUAG
Messenger RNA from Bipolaris sorokiniana ND90Pr, 1901 nucleotides. RefSeq lists its product as uncharacterized. The coding region runs from base 267 to 1901 and encodes 544 amino acids. The record is from RefSeq and is a predicted model, not a curated record. NCBI's taxonomy places the organism in Eukaryota, Fungi, Ascomycota, Dothideomycetes, Pleosporales, Pleosporaceae. The transcript is spliced from 2 exons.